Molecule: messenger RNA, 1806 nt
Organism: Cyclopterus lumpus (lumpfish)
Lineage: Eukaryota; Metazoa; Chordata; Actinopteri; Perciformes; Cyclopteridae
Gene: epn3b
Product: epsin 3b
Exons: 11
Coding region: 1-1806 (601 amino acids)
Biological process (GO): endocytosis
Cellular component (GO): plasma membrane; endosome; clathrin vesicle coat
Molecular function (GO): clathrin binding; phospholipid binding
Source: RefSeq, a predicted model, not a curated record
AUGACAACCUCAGCCCUGCGCCGGCAGGUGAAGAAUAUUGUGCACAACUAUUCAGAAGCGGAGAUCAAGGUUCGCGAGGCCACCUCCAACGAUCCAUGGGGCCCGUCCUCGUCUCUCAUGUCAGAGAUUGCUGACUUGACCUUCAAUGUGGUGGCGUUUGCUGAGGUCAUGGGCAUGGUGUGGAAACGCCUCAACGACAGCGGCAAGAACUGGAGACACGUCUACAAGGCCCUGACUCUGUUGGAUUACCUGCUGAAGACAGGAUCAGAGAGAGUGGCCCAACAAUGCCGUGAGAACGCCUUCACUAUUCAGACGCUGCGUGACUUCCAGUACGUGGACCGCGACGGCAGAGAUCAGGGGGCCAACGUGAGAGAAAAAGCACGCCAACUGGUGUGUCUCCUCCGGGACGAGGAGCGCCUCCGCCAGGAGAGGAGUCAAGCCCUAAAGACCAAGGAGCGAAUGGCUGGGGGAGGCAGUGGAGGAGGCGGAGCCGGGGGUGGGAUUGUGUAUGGAGGUAUCCCUCCAUCUUACCAUCCAGGCAGGCGCACAAGCCAGCCUAGUAUGGCUGUGCUGUACGGGGAGGAGUUCAGCCGCUCCAGAGGCUCUCCAUCCUCCUUUAACUCCUCGUCCUCGUCACCUCGCGCCGCUUCAGACCUGGAGCAGGCUCGACCACAGACCAGCGGCGAGGAGGAGCUGCAGCUCCAGCUGGCUUUAGCCAUGAGCAGGGAGGAGAGUCAGAAGGAGCAGUGCUGUCGCCAAGGAGACGAGUCUCUGUUACAGAAGGCCCUGGAUGAGAGCAGGAGAGAGAGUCAGUCAGGGACAGAGGAGUCGGCCAUGCUGGACCUGGUGGACAUUUUUGGCCCCUCAUCUGGGGCCCCACGUCAGUCAAGUGACCCAUGGAACUCUGCACCACCUGCCGAUGACAUCAUCUCUGACCCCUGGGACUCUGUAGCGUGCCACUCCAGCACUCCUGUGAUUGGUAGCCCUUGGACGGCCCGUCCCUCAUCCUCCAAUGCGUCCAAUCCCUGGGCACCAUGUGCUGACUCACGCACAGAUCCCUGGGAAGCAGCACCUGUCUCCUCCAGUCCUGUCAAUCAUGCGUGGAACAGCCCAACAGACGGAGGUGGUGAUGGGACAGAUCCGUUUGCUGAUCGGGAAGAGGAGAAUCCUAAACAGGAGAUUCCUCAAGUGUCCUCCCCACAACCUGCUAGUCCCACUGAUGCAGAAUUGUUUGGAGUAAAGGCAGAUUCUGACCCAUUUGCUGGAGCAGAUUCCAGCCCAGAUCCAUUUGGGACUGACCCUCCGGUGAAACCCCUGGUAAAUGGACGAGAGUCAUCCAGCCCUGAGAUGUUUGACCUGUCCCGGCUAGCACCCCCGCUCAGCGACCCGCCGACGCACGUGUGUCGAACCCCAGAGGCCUUCCUGGGACCUACGGGGGCCUCGUUGGUCAAUUUAGACGCUCUGAUAACCUCCAACCCCCACAGCAAGAUGCACAACAACCCCUUCCUCGCAGGUCUGAGUGCUCCGUCUCCUACCAACCCCUUCCAUUGCGAUCAGCCUCGCCUCACCCUCAACCAAAUGCGACCGUCCUCUACAUCCCCACUGCCCCCCCACAUGCUCUCUUACAGCCCAUCGCUGCCUCUCCCUCUGUCCCACCAUCCACCCAUCCUCCCCUCCUCUCUCACACAACCUCCCGCCGGACUCCUGGACCUUCCCUCCAACCUCCCACAGCCCCUGCUCCCCCUUUCUCCUCGUCUGGCGCAGCGCUCCCAGUCACAGACACACAGCCACAACCCUUUCCUCUGA